This is a messenger RNA of Leishmania mexicana MHOM/GT/2001/U1103, 723 nucleotides long. RefSeq lists its product as hypothetical. The coding region runs from base 1 to 723 and encodes 240 amino acids. The transcript has a single exon. NCBI's taxonomy places the organism in Eukaryota, Euglenozoa, Kinetoplastea, Trypanosomatida, Trypanosomatidae. The record is from RefSeq and is a predicted model, not a curated record.
AUGUCUCGUUGCACGGCCAAGUUAUCCGGUGGCAUGGCUCGCGCCAACCUGGUGGACCACGGUGUCUAUCUGAAGCCGAUGAGCUCAAACCCCUUUCUCGGCGCCGUUCACGAUGGCAUUAGCACCGGCUACUGCCAGGGCUACUCGGCCAAGCCGAUCCAUUGGCUUUACCGCUUCCGCUAUAACGUGCUGCCACAGGGCAUUUCUUGCGGCUUCUUCUCGCGUAACCCGUACGGCCGCUACGUGCACUGGCUCGAGGUGAGCACGAUUGAGAAGAUACGACUGCAGCUGCAGUCGACGGAGUCGAUGCCGGUCGCUGUGUUGGUGACGCUUGUCGUGAUCUACACGGUGUGGUUUUCGUACCGCCUCAGCUUUCUGCACCCCGACAUCACUGUAUACAACCUUGUCCUGUGGUCCACAAAGCCGUGGGUGCAGCAGCAGCGCUUUAACAAGAAGAUCGACAUUGACCAGCAGGUCUACCGCUGGGUGCACCGCAUGCCGGAGUUCUCUAUAACGGACCCGAUCCGUGAGAUAUACAAACUGGAGAUCGGGGCGAACGAACCGUAUUUGGGGUACGUGCGCGGUAUGGGCCGCGAAAAAGAGCUUACGCUGUACGCGAACGAGCGCACCCAGGAGGCUGGCAACAUCCGUCCUCUCAACAUCCGCCAUGAGGACCGCAGCGGCCACAACCCGGGUCCGCUGAUGUCCGGCCACGGCGUGUAA